AUGUCGGAACACAUGCUUGCCUCGGCAGUCGCCGUGCCCGAACAAGAACCCCUUCACCAAUCCCCAGAAUUGACAACCAAGCGACGCCAGUCCUCGGUAUCAGAACACGACACCAAGCGCCGGCGACUAAGCUCCCAGAGCAACCGUUCCCCGCAAACCCAGCGCCGACGCUCAUCUCCCCAGCCCGUUGCGCCAGAUGCGUCCCCGGAAAGCAAACCUGUGCGGCCACGCGGAGGCCGCGAGGAAGAUCGCAAGCGCGGUCAGCGGUUGUUCGGUGGACUUCUAGGUACUCUUUCGCAGAGCUCGAGCUCUGCAGCGCAGAGACGGCGCGCUGAUAUUGAGCGGAAACAGCAGGAUAAGCUUAAGUCUCAGGAUUUACAGUAUGAUGAGUUGAAGAAGCAGCGGAAGGAACAGCGUGAGGCUAUUCGCAGGAAGGAGACGCCUUUGUAUGAGCGUGAGGCGAUGAAUACACGGCAUGCGAAUAUAAUUGCCGUGGCGCAUUUCCUUAAAACACGGGCGGAACCGGUUCUGUACUAUAAGCCAUGGCAAUCUCGACCUGGCGACGAAUCGGUGAUACAGAAGCAGAUUGAAGAAGCAGAAGCGACAGUUGCACGUGAAGUUGCCGAGUUUGAAGCACGAUACCCACCAGAGGCCUUUGUGCCCCAGCCAGAUAAAAGCAUCAAGGAAGAGCCAGCAGCGAAACCAGAAGAAACACAAGGCGAGAAGAUGCAGCAGACAGAUACCCCGUCGGACCAACCAUCUGCUCCAGAGCCUGUAAAUUCAAGAGAGUCUGACUCCAAGGAACCAGCCCAGGACGCCUCCGAGACAGUGAAAUCAGACCCCAACGGGAAAGGAGCUGUUUCAGCGACAAUGGGUCGUUCUGCUGAUGUGGACACUUCUGUACAUGAUCAGAGUGAUGCCCAUCGAGAUGACGACGGUGGUGAAGUCGUGGAGGAUAACGAGGACACUGUGAUUUAUUAG
This is a messenger RNA of Penicillium canescens, 981 nucleotides long. Its product is annotated as pinin family protein. Bases 1 to 981 code for a protein of 326 amino acids. Lineage: Eukaryota; Fungi; Ascomycota; Eurotiomycetes; Eurotiales; Aspergillaceae. Gene Ontology annotation, cellular component: catalytic step 2 spliceosome. The record is from RefSeq and is a predicted model, not a curated record. The transcript has 4 exons.